CAUUUAUAAACGGUUGUAUUAUUAAUUUUAUUGAAAAUUAAAUGUAAAAAUUGUGUUCGUAGAUUCAGAUAAAAAACUCGAUUUAAUUUUUGUAUUUCGAGAUCAUAUGUUAAGGUUAGGUCAAAACAAUAUAUCAUAUAUGUAGGCAGAAAGUUAUACUAAUUAUAAUUGUUCAUAUUAUUCGAAAACAGAACUAGCAGAUACUAUUAAAUAAAUUAUUUGAAUGUAUUUCAUGUGUUUUAAUCUUACGAUUACCAUAUUGUAAUUAUAUUGAUAUUUUGUGAUAAUAAAAAAAAUGAGAAGCCUAAUAGGCGUACGUUUCUGUGCCAACAUUCAAUUAAGAAAUUAUGCAGUGAUUUCAACAUUACAAUUAAUGAAAAAGUCUAUGCAUCAAUGUAUAUCAAAUAAAGGAAUAUAUUGUUUUAAAAACCAACAAAGAUCUUUACAAAUCAUCCAGCGUUGUGAUAUCUUAAAUCUUUCACUUUGCGAUUGUGUCAAAGUGGAUAAAGGAAGAAACAUUUCUAUUCUAACUUCUAUAUUGGCAAAAAGUAAAAACCGUGGCGAAAAGAAGCAAAAAACACAGCAUAUUGAUUAUAAUGAGUUUGAACAAGUUGUUGAUGUUAAUAAAUUAACAUCUCAAUUCGACAAGGCAAUUGAAAAUUUAAAAGAUAACUUUACUCAGCAUUUGUCACUACGAACAAGUGUAGGUGCUAUUGAGAUGUUACCUGUAAGGUUUGAAGGCAAAGAUUAUAUGUUGCAAGAGCUUGCAGAGAUUAAUCGCAAGCCAAAACUUAUAGUGCUGAAUGUAUCUAUUUUUCCACAAGCUAUUCCAGAUAUUUUGAAAAGUCUUAUGAAAAAUCAAAUGAAAUUAAAUCCACAACAAGAUGGAACUACAAUUUAUAUACCUAUUCCUAAAAUAACAAAAGAACACAGAGAAAAUUUAUCUAAAAAUGCAAAGAGUUUCUAUGUGAAAUGUUGUGACAAUGUUAGACAAAUACGCAAUAAACAAAUUAAAAUGGUAAAGCAAAAGGAAAAUCUAGCUAAAGAUCUAGUAUUGAGACUAGAAAGUUACAUAGAUAUUCUUAGUCAUCAAUAUAUAGCUAAUGCUGAACAAAUAUUGAAAAUCAAACAAAAAGAAUUAUUAGGUGAUUCUGAAUAAAUUGUUCUCAU
Molecule: messenger RNA, 1170 nt
Organism: Pogonomyrmex barbatus (red harvester ant)
Lineage: Eukaryota; Metazoa; Arthropoda; Insecta; Hymenoptera; Formicidae
Gene: mRRF1
Product: mitochondrial ribosome recycling factor 1
Biological process (GO): translation
Cellular component (GO): mitochondrion
Molecular function (GO): ribosomal large subunit binding
Source: RefSeq, a predicted model, not a curated record